AGCGCCUCGUAUGCAGGCGUAAAAUUCCCCCAGUAAAUUGGAUCCGUCCGUGGCGGCUCAACAAGACCUCCCCGCUCCUCCCUGGCGGCGGUCAGCCUCCGGCCACGGUAGAUGGGCACCGCCGCAAAGCCCCCUCCCUUCGUCUGCUUCAAGUGGCCUUGGGGCCCUAGCCUAAAUGCUAGCCCUGGCCCUAGCGCCGGCCCAAGCCCCUGCGGCGACCUCGAGCGCCCCUGGCUCUUCAAGUCCAUCUGCACCAUCGCGCAAGGCCUCGUCAUCACCGGUGACACCCCCUCCGCCUCCACUGUAACCGGAGGUUAUGGGGCAAAGUUGUGGAAGCGUCACGCGGGCACCGCCCCGGUGGAGGCGGACCGCGGGGACGCGGAGCAGCGGGCGCUGGCGGCGACGCUGGUGAGUUCGAGGGCGACCACGGUGCUGGAGUUCUAUUCGCCGCGCUGCCGCCUCUGCUCAUCGUUGCAGGGCCUCGUGCGCGAGCUCGAGGGCGGUGGUAAUGCGUGUGCGAGCUUCGUGCUCGCCGACGCCGAGGACGACCGGUGGCUCCCGGAGCUUCUGCAUUAUGAUGUCAGAUAUGUUCCUUGUUUCGUGCUCCUGGACAAGAAUGGUAGAGCCCUAGCGAAAACCGGAGUCCCAACUAGCAGGCAUCAUGUUAUUGCUGGCCUUCGUCAUCUUCUUAACAUGAAGCAACCAUCUGGGCAGGAAGGAAAGAAGAGUUGAUCAUGAUGUCAUUUUCUUGUGCAUGAUCUCUAAUCAUGGAUCAUAUUUCGUAUCAGAUAUUUUGUUUGUUAACGAAGCAUAGACAAUGUUGGAAAAUAUAUUUUUAGCCAACUCAUAAAUGGUCAGAACAUUAGAAGUUGAUGUGGUGUAAUUAGAAUGUGGGAGGUUGUGGUGCUUGUGUGUACUUUUUCCUGAUGAUGAAUAGCGGUGUAUCUGAAUAUACAUGCGGGAAUAUUCUUCUGAAAUAAUUCAUCAUGAUUUACUGUUCA
Molecule: messenger RNA, 1001 nt
Organism: Hordeum vulgare subsp. vulgare (domesticated barley)
Lineage: Eukaryota; Viridiplantae; Streptophyta; Magnoliopsida; Poales; Poaceae
Exons: 2
Coding region: 112-732 (206 amino acids)
Biological process (GO): cell redox homeostasis
Source: RefSeq, a predicted model, not a curated record